AUGUCUUUUUUCAAGAAACUCGAUCCCAAGACAGACUUGGGCACGCCGUCGUCGCUGAAGUCGUCUGUUCAACGAAGCAUUCGAACGAAGCUCAUGGAGCAAUAUGCCGAUACGCUCGGAGCCAAUGACGGAGCCUUGCUGGAGAAGAUCUGGCCGAAAAAGGAAUCUGUCACCUCUGCCAAAUUCAAGCGCGAGCAUAUUCAGAUCAUUUUAUUGAAGAAUCUCCCGAUCUUUUUCCAGCACUACGACGGACCGUACAUUCCGACGCUUCAUCUCUUGCACCAGUACCCUGUGUUGCUCCCAACUGUCCAAGUGGAUCGAGGAGCGAUCAAGUUUCUGUUGUCAGGCGCGAAUGUAAUGGCGCCAGGACUUACAUCUGCUGGUGGUCGACUGCCGGAUCCAAGCCGAGGAGAAAAACCCCUCGCAAAAGAUACACCUGUUGCUAUCAAAGCGCAAGGGAAGGAGUAUGAGGUGGCCAUCGGCAUUUUGCAGGUCGACACGGAAGAGAUCCGAACGCAGGGCAAGGGAAAUGCGAUCGACAAUAUCCACUACCUGGGAGAUGAUCUGUGGGUGAUUUGCUCAAAGGGAGGUCUCGCCUAG
Messenger RNA from Malassezia globosa CBS 7966, 600 nucleotides. RefSeq lists its product as uncharacterized. Gene Ontology annotation, molecular function: RNA binding. Gene Ontology annotation, biological process: formation of translation preinitiation complex. Lineage: Eukaryota; Fungi; Basidiomycota; Malasseziomycetes; Malasseziales; Malasseziaceae. The coding region runs from base 1 to 600 and encodes 199 amino acids. The record is from RefSeq and is a predicted model, not a curated record. The transcript has a single exon.